This is a messenger RNA of Anneissia japonica, 1395 nucleotides long. RefSeq names its product telomeric repeat-binding factor 2-interacting protein 1-like. Gene Ontology annotation, molecular function: telomeric repeat DNA binding. Gene Ontology annotation, biological process: regulation of DNA-templated transcription; telomere maintenance via telomere lengthening. Gene Ontology annotation, cellular component: shelterin complex. The record is from RefSeq and is a predicted model, not a curated record. The transcript has 4 exons. NCBI's taxonomy places the organism in Eukaryota, Metazoa, Echinodermata, Crinoidea, Comatulida, Comatulidae. Bases 16 to 732 code for a protein of 238 amino acids.
UGCAUAGUAAGGUCAAUGGUUCAUUUUGGCCAUUUACUCGUUUAUUUAUAUUACAGGCGAAAUGCAUACACUGUUGAAGAAGACAACGUGAUAUUGAUGUACGUUGCAGAACAUCAAGGAUUGCUUGUCGGUGGGAAUCGCAUUUGGAAACAGAUGGAAGACACAAAGAUAACAAUCCAUACAUGGCAGUCCAUGAAGGAUAGAUAUUUGAAAAAGCUGAAGGACAGGUUGCCUGAAUUUAAAGAAAUUGUAAAAAAUCAUAGACUGGCAAGAAAAAGGUCUUCAUCUGAGUCCAUGGCAACAAAGGCUGGAGAAAAUGAAGAACCUUCACCCCAAAAUAUGCAAGUAGGUGUUGACACAGAUACAGAUGAGGACAGAACAUGGACACCUGUACAUAAAAGAAGGCCGAGGAUACAACUCAGCUCAGAUGAAUCCUCCACUGGAAGUAUAACUGGCAAAUCAAACAUAGAGACACAAAUGAAAACAACUCAACAAGAAGAAACACAGACAUCUGGAAUACCAACUGAAAACGUAGAAGCAGAAACAGAGAUGGUAAACGACGAAAGCUCAGAUGAAGAUUUUGAUGUUGAAAAGAUUUCAAGGGACGUGCAGAAAUUUAUGAAGAAAUAUGGGCUAACAUUUGAGGAAUGUGCUUAUGUGUAUUACAUUAAUAAAAUGAACACCAAAGAAGUGGAAGAAUGGUUUAUAAAAUUGGAACAGAAAGAACGGUAAAUAUUUUGAUGGAGGGAUUUAGCGAUGGGCAUCACAUGACCUAACUUGGGUGUCGAAUAUGAACAAGUGUUUUACACGGUGACUGCUAUCGCAGCUGUCUCUUGUUUAUUGCUGUAAAUAUCAUAAUUCCUAGUAAACUAUACCAAAUUGAUUGGAAAUUAAACUUUUUGCCUUAAUGGUUUGCUAAUGCUGUAAAGGAUACUGGCCGCAAACAUUGAGAUUUUUCGACCAAAGUUAGGCCUAGGUCCCUGCGCAUCUACGGCAUGGUUAGGUAUGCAUGAUGAUCUUCAAACUGCGAAGUAUGCAGCGAUGUUAGGGCCAGCUAAGGUUUAUGAAUGAUCACUUAAAUUUCAAAGCAUACAAUCCAAGGAUAAGUAAAUAAACACUAUUUUGAACAAUCAUAAUGCCUUUCCUAGUCAUUUACUUCUCAACAGUGGGUGGUUGUUUUCACAACCAUAAUAUUAUCUUUUUAUAUGCUAUUGCACUGUAAUGUUUUUCAUGUAUACCCAAGUAUACAUGAAACAAUCAUUGCUAAAUCCCUCUAUUAUUUGGAGAGACAAAAUAGUUUUGUGAUAAACCUCAUUGGUUUUUUGGUUUAUCUUAUCUUCCUUGCACAGUUGGUUUUAGAACCAAUAGUCUUCUUAGUUAAUGCUUGGAAGGCCC